UUUAUAAUUUUUUUCUUCUCUUUCCUUUCUUUUUCCGGAGGAAUUUCAAUCUGUCUCUCAAUCUCAGAGAAAUAAUCAAAAUGGAAAGAAGGGCAGAAGGAGAAGGAGAUGGAGGUGAUUGGGGUAAGAAGUCAUGGAGGUUCUUAUCGGAAGUGAGAGAACGAUCACCGCUCAUCCAAUGCAUUACCAACUUCGUCUCCAUGGACCUGAUGGCCAAUACUCUGCUGGCAGCAGGUGCGUCGCCUGCAAUGCUUCACUGCUUGGAAGAGAUCCCUGACUUCACCCCUCACGCUCACGGCCUCUGCGUCAACGUGGGUACUCUCUCUCCUGACUGGCUUCCUUCCAUGAAGACCGCCGCUGCUUUGGUAACCCAGUUGGGAAAGCCAUGGGUUCUCGACCCGGUUGCCGUCUCAGCCUCCGAUUACCGGCUUAAGGCCUGUCUCGAACUUGUUGAGCUUAAACCCACUGUUAUUAGAGGGAACGCCUCAGAAAUUCUUGCUCUUUCCAGCACUUCCAUGGGACCCGAUAAGGGUGUGGACAGCUCCCAUGGAUCACUGGAUGCAGUGGAAGCAGCAAAAUUUUUGGCUCAAUUGAGUGGUGCCAUAGUUGCAGUAUCUGGAGCUGUUGACAUUAUCACAGAUGGGCAGCAUGUGGUGGGUGUGCAAAAUGGGGUGGCCAUGUUGCAACGGAUUACAGCCACAGGUUGUGCUGUUACAGCUCUCAUUGCUGCCUUUGUUGCAGUUGACCCCAUACAUGCUUUUGAAGCGACGGCUUCUGCACUCUCUGUUUUUGGUCUAUCCGGUGAGGUUGGGAUGGACAUGGCUAGAGGUCCAGCUUCACUGCGGAUCCACUUAAUUGAUUCAUUGCAUGGGCUUGAUCAAGCUACUGUAUUGUCUGGGGUCAACAUCACAAACAUGUCAUAGGGGAGGUGGUGUAAGGUAUUUUAGUUUCCAUGGACCCCUUUCAGAAGUUUGUAUGGAUCCUCUGCUUGAGGCAAUAAAAUGAAUAGUUUUAUCCAGAAGGCAUGCCAACCAAUAUGUCCUUCUCAGCAAUUUCUUCAGUUCAAUGUUAAAUUGACUACCUGAUUGUUAUAUUAAACAAAAAAUAUAGUGGGGUCCUUCCCAAUAUAUUCUCAGCAGCUACUUGUCAAACUGUUGCAAACUUGCAAUUAUUAUUCUAUGUUGUUUUGGGUUUGUUUUCCUGA
Macadamia integrifolia is the source of this 1204-nucleotide messenger RNA. RefSeq names its product hydroxyethylthiazole kinase. The transcript has 2 exons. Bases 81 to 923 code for a protein of 280 amino acids. NCBI's taxonomy places the organism in Eukaryota, Viridiplantae, Streptophyta, Magnoliopsida, Proteales, Proteaceae. Gene Ontology annotation, biological process: thiamine biosynthetic process. The record is from RefSeq and is a predicted model, not a curated record. Gene Ontology annotation, molecular function: ATP binding; hydroxyethylthiazole kinase activity; magnesium ion binding.